ACCCAGAGCCGGCACUGCGGUUUUCCUUUUUCCCGUCAUUUUUUUCAUAGCAGCAUAAAAAAGCAAAGUACACCCAAAAGGAAUGAAUAAAUAAAUCAAAAGAAACAGAAGAGAGAUUUGCGUACAAUUUCUACAGUAAAGACUGCAAUCGAAAACGACUGCUCAUUCUCUCUCUUCUCUUUACCGUUACAAAGAAAGAAAGAAAAAACUCUGAAGGAAAAAAUAAAACCCAAAAAAAAUAUUCGCAUCAUCUCUCAAUCUCAAUCUCUUUCAAAAGAGUUUGGUGGCGGGUGGCGGAUCUUGGGUCGUCUCGAUUAGGUGAUUAGAUUGGGGAAAAUGAGAGGAAAGGGAGGUGCAAAUGGUAACUGCUUCGUUUUGAGCACCGGGGCAAGGAUUCCUGCUAUUGGGCUCGGUACAUGGCAAUCUGGAGGAGAUAUUUGCGUCGAAGCUGUGUCUACUGCGUUAAAGGUUGGAUAUCGCCAUAUAGAUUGUGCUCAUUUGUAUGAAAAUGAAGCAGAGGUGGGAAAAGCAUUGGCUGAGGCUUUUAGCGGUGGUCUUAAGAGAGAAGAUGUUUUCUUGACAUCGAAACUCUAUUUCGCUACAAAUUCUCAAAAGAGGAUUGAGAACUCCGUUAGAGUUUCUUUGAAGAACCUCGGUGUGUCGUAUUUAGACUUGUAUCUUGUGCAUUGGAGCGAGAGUUCAGCGUUUGGAGAUGCUACUGAUCCUCCGUGGAAUUCGGGGAGUGAUUAUAGACAGUUUUUGCAACGUUUGAAACCGACUUGGAAAGCGAUGGAGGAUCUUGUGGAGAUGGGUUUGGUUCGUGCUAUUGGCGUAAGCAAUUUCAGUGUUCAGCAAAUUGAGGAGCUGCUUCAAACAAUGAAAGGGAGAUAUUCCCAGAGAUUAUCAAAUCAAUUAUUGGAAAGACUAAGUUCAGACAAUGAGAACUACACUGUUACAAAACUUAUCGAAGCUAUUGAAGGUGAUUCACAGGAAUACUCACAGUGUGAACACCUUAUGAAGGCUUCGGAAGCAACAAUUUAUGAUGUUGUAUAUUUCGAUGCUCUAUGA
This is a messenger RNA of Asparagus officinalis (garden asparagus), 1068 nucleotides long. RefSeq names its product alcohol dehydrogenase [NADP(+)] A-like. The transcript has 5 exons. Gene Ontology annotation, cellular component: cytosol. The coding region runs from base 337 to 1068 and encodes 243 amino acids. The record is from RefSeq and is a predicted model, not a curated record. NCBI's taxonomy places the organism in Eukaryota, Viridiplantae, Streptophyta, Magnoliopsida, Asparagales, Asparagaceae. Gene Ontology annotation, molecular function: aldose reductase (NADPH) activity.